Messenger RNA from Leptomonas pyrrhocoris, 1017 nucleotides. RefSeq names its product alpha/beta-hydrolase-like protein. Bases 403 to 1017 code for a protein of 204 amino acids. The record is from RefSeq and is a predicted model, not a curated record. The transcript has a single exon. Lineage: Eukaryota; Euglenozoa; Kinetoplastea; Trypanosomatida; Trypanosomatidae.
AGUACUACUACUCAAAAUAAUCAAAUCAGCGAAGGCGCUCGCCACUGAGUAGUUUACCUUACUGCCCUGUAUCGACUCUAUACAUUAUUAUUAUUAUUAUUCCUAUUAUUGCUUUCUGUAUACACCUGUGCUUUACGCAUUUUCCUCCCUCGCGUACGUGCCGGCCUUUUCUUUUUUACAUGCUAUCUCUGUCUCAUUGAACCCCACACACACUCACAACUCUCCACGAUAACUCACAUCAGCCUCCCACUCCAAAUUUCUUCCUCGGAAAGAAGAAGAGGACCAAUCCGAUAUUUUUUUUUCGUUGUACUCCAGCAGGACGUGAUGUAAGCGCACGCCUGCUCACACGAGACAACAAACACUUCAGUAUAUAUAUUUAUAUAAGAAGAAAGGGAACACACAAUGGCCUCCUCUGCCUCCGCCUGCGCAGCGAUCAAUCCCGCCACGGACGCCCUCAUCAUUGUGGACAUGCAGAACGACUUCCUCGUCGACGGGGCGCCGUUGCACGUUCCGGGCGGUCUUGCUCUUGUGGAAGCCAUCAACGCUGCAUCCCGCCAACUCACCUUUCGGUGCCAGGUCGCGACGCAGGACUGGCACACAGAGGAUCACUGCUCCUUCAAGGAACAGGGCGGCCUGUGGCCCCCGCACUGCGUCCGCGGCUCGCCUGGCGCCGACCUCCACGCCGACCUGCGCACGGACCACCUCCAUUGGAUUCUCCGCAAAGGCACGAGGCAGGCGGCCGACAGCUACUCCGCCUUCGCGGACGAGUCGAAGCAGCCAACGGGGCUGGCCGGCCUGCUGCACGCCCUCGGUGUGACGCGCGUAGUCGUGUGCGGGGUGGCGUACGACUACUGCGUCUUCUUCACUGCGAUGGACGCGCGGAGGGGCGGCUUCGACGUGGUGGUGGUCGCCGACUGGUGCGCCGCCGUCGAUGCAGCGCAGGUGCCGGCGCGCACGGCGGCGCUGCGGGAGGCGGGUGUGCGUGUCGUGGAGAGCUCAGCCUUGUCAGCGGAGUAG